Molecule: messenger RNA, 4137 nt
Organism: Onychostoma macrolepis
Lineage: Eukaryota; Metazoa; Chordata; Actinopteri; Cypriniformes; Cyprinidae
Gene: dtx4b
Product: deltex 4, E3 ubiquitin ligase b
Exons: 7
Coding region: 325-2439 (704 amino acids)
Biological process (GO): protein ubiquitination; Notch signaling pathway
Cellular component (GO): nucleoplasm
Molecular function (GO): zinc ion binding; ubiquitin protein ligase activity
Source: RefSeq, a predicted model, not a curated record
CAUUUACUCAACACACUGGUGUGUAACGCUGGGGAGGUGUUGGGUGUUACUUCUCCAGCUCAGUUCUCGGCACACAAAACCACGAGCGGUUCAACAGAGAUCGUUCACUCGAGCUCUACAUGAUUUUCGCUAAUUCGCACCUCGUCGUGGCGCAAGGAAGUAUUAAGAAGGAGUAGAAGCACAAACCGAGGAACAGUCAACGCCGAAUGUGUAGAAUAAGGGAGAAUAAUAUUGGUCCGUUGACGGUUUGUUGACACUCGUAAGGAGUUGGUGGGAUCUCUCGAGCCCAGCCAUGGAAGAAGCGAUACGGAGAUUUCUUUCCUGAUGCUGCGAUCAGCCCCUACACAAAUGGACACGAUGUCGCUGGCCUCCGCCGUGGUCGUCUGGGAAUGGCUCAACGAGCACGGGCGCUGGCGGCCGUACAGCCCAGCCGUGUCUCACCACAUAGAGGCGGUGAUAAGAAGCGAUCCUCGCGGCGGCAGCGUCGUUUUAGGCCGAGCUGACAGCCGCCUGUCGCCCUACAUCCUGGAUCUACACUCCAUGCAUCAGUUCAGACAGGAUACCGGUACGUUAAGACCAGUGCGACGGAGUUUCUAUGACUCCACCUCAGCUCCAGGCCAAGGUUGGAUAUGGGAGUGGGAAAAUGACGCAGGUUCCUGGACGACCUAUGAUAUGCAGGUGAUCAUUGCCUUGCAAGUGGCAUGGGACCGACAGCAACCCUGGCUGGACCUGACAUCAAUAGGCUUUUGCUACUUUGUAGACUUCCAGACCAUGACCCAGAUUAACAGGCAAACGCAGCGGCAGCGGCGCAUCCAGAGACGCUCAGACAUGGUUUACCCACUAGUCUCUGGGCCACUGCCUAAAACCUCACAGGCUUGGGGUACAGGCUCAAGGUCUGGAGGCAUUGCUAAAGGACUUACAUCAGGUGGGGGCUCAACCAGGGCACUUCUCGGGGUAGGAGUUUCUGGAUCUACUUUGAGUAGAAAAGGAAGUGUGGUUUACCCAAGCGGGACGCUUUCGGGAUCAUCUCUCGCUCCUCCUGGACAGCCAUGUGCCUGCCAGCAGUGCAUGCUGGUGUUGAGUGUAAAGGCAAAUGGCACCUCAUCACAGACACUGGGACGUGCAACAAAGCCAAACAGUCCUAAAUCCAACUUUGGGACACUUGCAUCCUCCUCUGCGUCCAUGUCUGUUUUAAAAUCCUAUUCUCAUACACUACCACAUGGCACGUCUUUAAAAUGCUCGCUCUCGGAAGAAGCCAAGAAUUCUGCUGCUUUUGAUCAGUCAUUGUCUCUUCUCACAUCGGGCACUGCCAAUCUCUCAAUCUCCUCCAGCCGCCCACCGCCUCCAACUCUGCCAUCGCCGAAUAAGCAGCCUUCGUCCGCCCCAAGCUCUUCGUCUUCUGCAACAUUUGUGCCAACUGCCAUGCUUAUUAACACAUCAACCAGUCCCUCAUCAUCCACAGAUUUGACAUCAUCUUCAACAUCAUUGCUUUCUCAACGCUCUGCUGCCUGUGCUGCCCCUCUGCCAUCUCGUGCCAGUCUUACAGGGCUUAGUCGGCCUGCUUUGCAGAGAAUUGCCAUGGCACAGUCACGGGCCCUUAUUGCCUCUGGUUACACUGCUGUCUAUGGGAGGGUCAGAGAGUGCUCGGACUUCAUCAAAAAUAUCUUAAUUUGUGUUCUGAAGAUAAAGGAACCUUCCUUAUGGGUCUGGAAUAUGAGGGCCAUGAUGCAAAAAGAACAAAUCCAUUUCUUAAACUUUUUAUGUCUACGUCUUAUAUCAGUAUUUUGUAUUUCCUUUCAGGAUUGUACUAUCUGUAUGGAGGCUCUGGGGGGACCCUCUGGGUAUAAGGGUCCAGGUGUAGCAAGUGUUUCGCAUGCAGAGUCGGUUGGAAGACUGGCACAAUGUGGGCAUCUUUAUCACCUGCAGUGCCUAGUGGCCAUGUACAACAAUGGCAACAAAGACGGCAGCCUGCAGUGUCCCACAUGCAAGACAAUAUAUGGAGUAAAGACAGGCAACCAGCCACCCGGUAAGAUGGAGUACCAUGUCAUCCCGCACUCACUUCCAGGACACCCAGACUACAAAACAAUUCGCAUCAUCUACAACAUCCCGCCUGGGAUACAGGGUCCUGAGCAUCCAAAUCCAGGGAAGCCUUUUACUGCAAGAGGAUUUCCCCGUCACUGCUAUCUUCCAGACAAUGAAAAAGGACGCAAGGCAUUAAGGCUGUUAUUGCUGGCGUGGGAUCGACGGCUGAUCUUCUCAGUGGGCACCUCCAGCACCACAGGAGAAUCAGACACUGUCAUCUGGAAUGAGAUCCAUCACAAGACAGAAUUUGGCUCCAAUCUUACUGGACACGGCUAUCCAGAUUCUGGCUAUAUUGACAAUGUACUAGAGGAGCUUAAAGCCCAGGGCAUCACUGAAGACGAGGAACAGCAACUGUGAAGAGGAUGGGAUGUGCUCGAUGGCAGUGAAAAAAAUAAUAAUAAUAAUGGUACUAGAUGUUCUAGGAGCUUUUGAGCUCAGAAAUACGAGUGAAUUCAUAUGAAAAAGAAAACUCUGAUAUAAAACAAUGUGACCAAUUGGUACGAUUAACUAUGUAAAUGAGGUACAAGUCAGCAAGUAUCCCCAAUCUCAAUACGAAUUAGGGCAUGAAGUAACACAACUUACAUGAGAAAGAUAUUUGGUUAAAGGAGAAAGAGAGGUUUGAAGGAAAAAGGAAAGUGUGAAAAGCAAGAAUGGGAGGUGGAGGGGACUCGUGAGGUAGAAAAAAGAGGGAAUAGAAAGACUAAGAAAAUGCAGGUUAUUGAAGCAGCGGUGACGUGUUUUAUCUGCUUAAGCGAUGUUGCAGUCUGAGUUUGCGUAAAUUGUGUUAAACGGUUGUAAGUGUGGGUGUAUUUAGUCGACUCUGGUACCUCUAACUGGAUUACUUACUCUCAAUCUGUUUACUAGAACUCAGAAGUAUAGUUUAGUGCAUAUGAAUGCUUGUAUUAUAAUUUGUAUUAUCAUACAACAUCAUUCCUUGUUUUCAUGUAUUGAGAAUUUAUACUAUUUUUGUACGGAUGAUAACAUGUGCAUAAGAUUCAGAGUUUUGAUUCAUCAAAAUAGAGCGGCAUUUCGUGAUCAACUGAAAAUCACUUUUAUGGAAACAUUAAAUUAAUUUAUGCUGGUUUAUAUGAAGCAUGAAAAAACCAACUAAUUGUUCUUCCUCAGAUAAUUUGAGUACUUUAUGUGCUCAUUGAGAUAAAAGAUGUCUCUAAUGCAUCUAAUAGUUAUAGAUUGUAGAAUAUCACAUUUUCACGGUACAGGAAAGAAGUGCAGCUUUACUCCACGUUCAGCAUUAAAUAUGUUCAGCUUUAAUACAGAAGAGAGCUAUAAGCAAAUUAAUUUAGACUGAGAUGACAGAAGGAAUAGCAAGCACUUCAUGGCUAGAAAGAUGUGUAGUUUAAUGAUCCCUAAGGGUCAGUUUAGUAAUAGUUUACCAAAAUGAAUUUUGCAAACUAAAGGAUUUUGCAUAAAAUAUGAUCUAGCUCUUUUCAAAUGUUCUUUACUGUCCUCAUAUCCUGUUUUUAGGCCAGUCUGUAUGUUAGGUCAAUUAUUGACCCGUUUUAUAAUGAUCCACUUCUAAGAACGUGCCAUUGUUUGGCAUGUGUGUAUCUGUGCAUGUGUGAGCCUGUGCAACAUGUGUAUGUUUGCAUUUGUGCUUGGUUAAAUAUAAGAGUGUAUGCUAUGCAUCCACAACACAGAGGUACGGUGUUAUUCAUCUGCAUAAUCGUGUUUUCAUGCAUUUCUGUUUGUAUUUCUCUUUUAUAUUAAUAUUUUACUAUAUUUUAAGAAUGUUUCAUAUGGAGAAAUUUUAUACUUUAAAGUUGAGCCUCAACUGUUUUUGGUUUAUUUUUGUCUGUUUACAAAUGCAACAAAUGCAAUUUUUUUUCGUAUGAAGUUGUGGGAAAAAAUAUAGCUUCGAAGUCGACCAACUGCAUUAUGUUGAGUUUUGUAAUCUGUUAAGCAUUAAAAUAAAAUUAUCAAAUAAAACUUUGUAAUUUUGUGAGGGGGAAAAAAACUUUUUGACAAAUGGAGAAUGAUAAUACCUGUACAUGAAAAUGAAAAAGAAUUAAAAAAAAAAGAAUAAGAGAAAUCGAA